AUGCCUGUCACCGAAAGUGGUGCACCUGAAGGAAGUGGGCCCGAAGGAACCAACCGUGUUGAAUAUUUUCACAAUAUACACCGCGAGCACUAUUGGCUUCUGGUGAAGCUUCAAGGCUCCUCAACUGAUGACAUGCAGGUCUUCGUCGUCCGCUUGGCAGAUGGUCGGCUCCUCGUCAACCUGGAAGACAAAUUUGACUACACAAUGACCGGCUCCGAGGAAGAUAAGAAGAAGUGGAGCGAGCGGCACUGCGCCGGCCGCAACUUUGAGAAGUACACGUCGAUAGAAUGGCAUGCCGGAAGAAAAGCGCAACCUUCGAAAGCAAGCGCAAAGUGCGAAACUUCGGAGCAAAAGCCAAUCCGCUACGGGGCGACGGGGGCGCAGCUUUGCGUGGGAUGUCACGAUGGGAAAGGCAUCCUGAACGAGGUCAAGCUCAUUGACCCAAUGGAGAUGAUCCCGCGAGAGGUCGAGGCGUUACUGAUAUAUGCG
Molecule: messenger RNA, 489 nt
Organism: Mesorhabditis spiculigera
Lineage: Eukaryota; Metazoa; Nematoda; Chromadorea; Rhabditida; Rhabditidae
Source: the annotation of a GenBank genome assembly